AUGGAAAAAGCUCAAGACCUAUCCGUAAGUGAGUAUUCUCUGGUAGAGUCACCAGACUAUUUGGAAACGGUAGACGAAAAUUUAUCCUUCACCCCCACAAAAAAAGUGUAUAUAAGAGUAAGAGACCUAUCGAUACAAUCUAAUCUUUCGGCCACAAGCAACAGAUUAUUCCAGACAUGCAGAAAAUGCUUCCAAAAGGUCGACGUUGAAUCUAGUGAGUCUACGAAAACUUUACUUUAUCCAAUGUCCUUUGACGUUCCACCUAAUUCCUUGACCUGUAUAGUUGGCGGAAGUGGGUCGGGGAAAACCACACUAUUGAAUGCACUAGCUAAUCGAAAGUUUAAUGUCAAUACAAUAUCCCAGAAAGGAUCUAUUCUCUACAACCAGGACACCGAUCUGAAACAUUACAGGCACGCAUAUGUCAUCCAGCAAGACAUCUUGAUACCGACCCUAACAUGUUUUGAAACGCUGAUGUAUUCUGCCGAGUUGAAGUUACCCAAAUUGACUUCUUGGCAGCAGCGUCGUAACCUAGUUCAUGAGAUUAUUUUGAUUUUGGGCUUGAAAGAGUGUAAAGAUACUUUAGUCGGCCAUAAUAAAAAUAAGGGGCUGAGUGGUGGUGAACGGCGGAGAUUGAGUGUUGGCUUGCAACUGAUUUCAAAUCCUUCUGUAUUAUUCCUUGAUGAACCAACAACUGGACUAGACAACUAUAAUGCCUAUUUGCUCUGCAAAUCGUUACAUCAUCUAGCAAAGCGAUUAAAUAAAACAAUUAUAAUGAGUAUACAUCAACCAAGAGCAGAUAUAUUCAAAUUAUUUGAUGUUGUUUUGAUUUUAUCUAAGGGUAAACUAUGUUAUGGAGAUUCUUUCACAAACAUUGAAGAACACUUUGAAUCUCUAGGCUUCCCCUUGCCCAAGGUUAUGGUAAAUCCUGUUGACUACUAUGUUGAUAUCACAAGUAUAGAUACUCGUACCAGGGCACAAGAGAUUGAAUCUAUGAAAAGAGUAGAUCUGAUAACAGCUGAAUGGGAAAAAAUUAUGACUGGUAUUGCAAAAAUAAAAGGGAAAGAACUACGGUUUUCAGAUGAUGUCACAGAGACUGAGAUUUUUCAGCAAGUGGGGAGAGCUCCAUUCUUAAGAGAAGUCAACAUAUUGAUUAGGAGAAAUUUGACCCUACAAAGAAGGGACCCAUUUGGUUGGUUUUCUAUUCUUUUUGAAGCAUUAUUUUUAGGUCUAUUGUGUGGAUGGAUCUUUUUCAAACCGGAUUCGUCACUUACUGGUGUGAGAACUAUGGAGGCAGCUUUGUACAGCUCUUCAUCCUUACAAUGCUAUUUAUUUAUGCUAUACGAAACCUACCGACUUUGUCAAUUUGAUUUGAAGUUUUUUGACAGGGAAAGAAUGGAGGACUGUGUCUCGGUUCAUGGAUUUUUAAUUGCGAGGAGGAUAUCUAAAUUUAUGACUGAAGACUUUUGGAUACCGCUGUUGUUUUCAGUUACAACCUACUUUAUGUAUGGCUUAAGAACAGACUCGGCAAAGUAUUUCUUCAAGUACUUUGCUGGUAUUCUAAUCUUCAAUUUAAAUACAAUGUCUUUUGCAACUCUUGCCGCUUCGAUUAGCAGAGACGUUCCAAUAGCAACCUUGGUAGGAAACCUGAACUUUACCUUCCAGUCUAUGACAAAUGGUAUGUUUGUUAACGCUACUCAGAUGCCAGUUUAUGUUCGGUGGUGUAAAUAUGUUGCUUAUCUUUGGUACUCAUAUGGAUACCUUGCAAGUAACCAAUUUUCUGAUUUUAUUAGCGAUUGUUAUAAAGAGAAUAAGGAUAAUCCAAACGUGCAAAACCUAUGCUAUCAAUAUACAGGUUCAUAUAUUAUGCAGAAUUUAGGAUUUUGGGAACAUUGGAACGCACUUCCUAUCUGCGUUGUGUUAGCAUUUGCUAUUGGAUAUUACCUUUUGGCUGGUAUUAUUUUUUAUGUGAAACCUUUAGACAUGGCAAUGGGGAAGGAGAUUAAAAACUCAGAUACCAUUGAUAACUCUGUUGAUUACGACGAAAAACUGAAUGACAUAACUAAUGGAAACACGAGUACCGACUAUCUGGACCCACACUCUAAUUAUAUAUGUGUAUCAAUAAGAAACGUUGGCCUAACUGUUGAAAACAGAUUGAAAAAGUCCAACAAGCUUAUAUUAGAUAAUGUGAAUGCUGAUUUCAUUCCGGGAGAAUUGAAUGCUAUUAUGGGUCCUUCUGGUUCAGGGAAAACCUCACUAUUAAACCUUCUGAGUGGAAGACUUUCCUCAAAUUACUUUACUCAGUAUACAUCUACUGGGGAGAUAUAUUUAAACAGUUUUAGGAUUAGAGACUGCAACAUCGUGAAACCCGUUUGCUCGUAUGUUGUGCAAGAAGAUGAUCACUUAUUGUCUGGAAUCACCGUUAGGGAAACUCUGAGGUAUGCAGCUCGUUUAAGGCUAUCAAGGAGCAACAUAUCAGUUGUGCAGCAGAAUAUGAUAGUUGAUGAUAUUAUCCUUAAAAUGGGACUGAGAGACUGUGCAAACACCAUUGUAGGCAACGAGUUACUAAAAGGUAUAUCCGGAGGAGAGAAGCGUCGUUUAUCAAUUGCAAUUCAGCUAAUAGCAUCUCCGAAGAUUCUAUUCUUGGAUGAACCAACUUCAGGCCUCGACUCGUUUACCGCUGCUUCCAUUAUCGAGUGUUUAAAGAAACUAACACAACAUGGAACCACGAUUAUAAUGACAAUCCAUCAACCGCGGACAUUAUCAUACUUUGCUUCUAUUCUCUUACUAGCCAAGGGAGGUAAGGUUGCCUUCAAUGGUCCCGAGAGAGACUUGAUCCCACAUUUUAGCAGCUUGGGAUACCCAAUACCGAUUUACACAAACUUGGCCGACUUUGUGAUUGACCUGAUCUCGUACAAUACCUCUAACGAAACAAUCGAAAUAAAAACCAAAGCACGAGUAAGACAUAUAUUGGAGGCAUGGAAUACACGUGAAUUUUCAGAAGUUGGUGAAAAGGCAAUUCUUUUGGAGACUGAAAAAGAUGUCGAAAAGUCGUUCAAGGCAAUUAUUAAACAAAGAGCAGGUUUUUUUAUCGGAUUCUCUGUCAUCACAUCUAGGCAAUGGACAGGGUUAGUUCGUGAUAAGAACAUUUUGGUUGCUAGAUCAACUCAGGUCUUGGGGAUGGGUAUAAUAUUGAUGCUAUUUUUCUCUAGGUUGAAACACAACACAAGGAGCAUACAGGAUAGAUUCGGGUUGAUCCAACAAUUUACGUCACUAUAUUUUACAGGCAUGUUAAAUAAUAUGUCAUCUUACCCACAGGAAAGAGAUUACUUUUACAUUGAAUAUGCUGAUGAUGCUGUUGGCUCGAAUUCUUUCUUUUUCAGCUACCUUCUAAUAGAAUUGCCUUUUGAGAUAAUAGCGUGUCUUAUAUUUGCCAUUUUUGUUGUUUUUGUUAUUGGUCUACAAAUCAAAGCUGGUAUUUUCUUCACAAUUUUCUACGGAACUUUUAUGGUUGUGAAUGCAGGAGAAUCACUAGGUAUCUCUUUCAACACAAUAAUCGACCAUCCAGGUUUCGCCAUGAAUAUUAUAUCUGUUUUCUGUUCAAUUGGAGUUUGUAUGUCGGGGUUGUUGUCGAUGAAUUUGGACAAAUUUUUAAAAGCAAUUAAUUACGUUUCACCAUUACACUAUUGCGUAAUGCUUGUUGCCAACGAAGUGUUCACCGAUUCUUUGAAACUCACGUGCUCCAAAUCAGAAGCUCUUCCUGAUGGGAAAUGUUUGUUUAGUACAGGUGCUGACGUUCUAGAGUUGUAUGACCUUAAAGUGGAUAAGACUUUGUAUUUUGUUCUUUUCUCGGUGAUAAUUGUUCUACAGAGAUUCAUUAGCUGGUCACUUUUGAAGGUAAGACUAACAAAAUUGAGUAUAAAAAGUUUAGCAAGAAAAUAA
Molecule: messenger RNA, 3939 nt
Organism: Pichia kudriavzevii
Lineage: Eukaryota; Fungi; Ascomycota; Pichiomycetes; Pichiales; Pichiaceae
Exons: 1
Coding region: 1-3939 (1312 amino acids)
Cellular component (GO): membrane
Molecular function (GO): ABC-type transporter activity; ATP hydrolysis activity; ATP binding
Source: RefSeq, a predicted model, not a curated record